This is a messenger RNA of Lutzomyia longipalpis, 3254 nucleotides long. RefSeq names its product elongation factor-like GTPase 1. NCBI's taxonomy places the organism in Eukaryota, Metazoa, Arthropoda, Insecta, Diptera, Psychodidae. Gene Ontology annotation, molecular function: GTPase activity; GTP binding; ribosome binding. The record is from RefSeq and is a predicted model, not a curated record. The coding region runs from base 102 to 3134 and encodes 1010 amino acids. Gene Ontology annotation, biological process: cytosolic ribosome assembly. Gene Ontology annotation, cellular component: ribonucleoprotein complex; cytosol. The transcript is spliced from 2 exons.
ACAUGUCAAAAAAACUUUUUUGAGGUUAUUUUAAUGUUGCAGCGACAAUCCAAAAUUAAUCAGCGUAAAAUUGUGAAAUAGAAUAAAAUCGAGUCCUCGCCAUGAGGCACGUGGAUAUUGAGAGAUUUGGAGAGUUGCAGAGGAAGAGGAAUGUGAGGAAUGUUUGCAUUCUGGCUCACGUUGACCACGGAAAGACAACCCUGGCAGACUACCUGGUAGCCAGCAAUGGGUUGAUAUCGCAGAAAAUGGCUGGGAAGCUGAGGUACUUGGACAGCAGGGCGGAUGAGCAGGAAAGGGGUAUUACAAUGAAGAGCAGCAGUGUCACGUUGCACUAUAAGAGUAUCCGGGAAGAUACAGAGAUCCUCAUAAAUCUCAUCGACUCCCCGGGGCAUGUGGAUUUCUCUGGAGAAGUCUCCACAGCUGUGAGAUUGUGCGAUGGUGCUGUGAUUCUCGUGGAUGUUGUUGAGGGUGUGUGCCCACAGACACGAAUAUGCCUCAAGCAGGCAUACAUGGAGUGUCUAAAGCCCAUCCUUGUGCUCAGUAAGAUUGAUCGAUUGUUCCUGGAGAAGCAAAUGAAGCCACAUGAUGCCUUCAUUCAUCUCUCGCAAGUCCUUGAGAAUGUCAAUGCUGUGUACGCGAGUAUCUUUGCAUCCGACGUCAUGGCCAAGGAGGAUGUUACGUCGAACAAUGACUACACGAGUGCACUGGAAAAUGUGGAUGACUCUAAACUCUACUUCCUCCCGGAGGCGGGAAAUGUGAUUUUUUGCUCAGCCCUCGAUGGAUGGGGAUUCUCUAUAAUGCAAUUUGCUGUGAUGUACGAGAAGAAGUUGGGUGUUCCCCGUGCGGAGCUCCUCAAAGCAAUGUGGGGCAACUACUACUACAACGCCAAGACCAAUUCAUGCCUCUCGGGGGCACAGGAGAAGGCCCGGAAGCCCAUGUUUGUGCAGUUUAUCCUGGAAAAUAUUUGGCACAUCUAUGAGACAAUUCUUGUACGCAAAGAUCGUGAGAAGAUGGGAGUGAUUGCGGAGAAAUUGGGCAUUAAUCUGACGGCAAGAGAUCUCCGGAGUACAGAUCAUCGUCAUCAGCUCAAGACUCUCUUCUCCCAAUGGCUGCCACUGUCAAACAUUGUUCUAGAAAGUAUCUACAAAUACGUACCAGCCCCAUAUGGGAUGUCAAGUGAGAAGGCGGAGAGACUCAUGUGUUCCCUCAAUCAGGAUUUGAAAUCCUACCCAGCGGAAACGCAAGUUUUGCAGGAGGAUUUUAUGAAAUCCGACCCCGAGAGUAGCAACAAAAUAGUUUUUAUAUCAAAAAUGUGUGCUGUGGACCCAUCGCAGCUUCCCAAAGAUGAUCGUGAUAAGAUUGUGCCAACUUUGGAUGAAAUUCAGCGCCGGAGAGAGAUUGUGCGGCAAAAAAUUCAAGAUCGUCAGACAAUGGGACAGGUUGUGGUGGCCCCAACGACGGAGGAGGACUCCAAUGAGAUUUCCAGUGAAGAUCUCGAAGAAUGCAAUGAAGCCUUCAUUGCUUUUGGCAGGGUGUUCAGUGGUACACUCCGGAAGGGAGAUAAAAUGUACGUUCUGGGGCCAAAACAUGAUCCCAAAACAAUCGAUCCCAGUGCAUCAGAGCUUCCCAAUUAUGUAACGGAAGUAACGAUAAGUAGUCUCUUCAUCUUCAUGGGAAGAGAGCUUGAGAACAUUGAUGAGGUUUGUGCUGGGAAUAUUGUGGGGAUUGGCGGACUGGACAAUCACAUCAUUCAAACAGCCACACUAAGUUCCAACUACUUCUGCCCACCCUUCACAGACAUGGAACUCAUUGCAACGCCCAUUUUGCGUGUGGCAGUAGAGCCGAAGGUGACGCAGGACAUGCCAAAGCUCAUAAAGGGCCUGAAAUUACUCAAUCAAGCCGAUCCGUGUGUUCAGGUACUUGUUCAGGAAACCGGAGAACACGUCCUUCUCACAUUGGGUGAAGUUCAUCUGGAUCGGUGCAUCCUGGACUUGGAGAAUCGCUUUGCUCGCAUCGAACUGAACGUCUCAAAACCCAUUGUACCCUUCCGGGAAACAAUCGUAACGAAGGCCACUGUGGAUAUGGUCAAUGAGGCUGUUGUGCAGAAGAAUGAUGACAUUGAGAGUCAAAUUGUGACAAUAACCACGGCAAAUAGGAAGUGUUCCUUGGAUAUUCUAGCUCUCCCCCUGCCAGGAGAAAUUGUGGAAGUUCUAGACAAAUCCACUGAGCUCCUGAAGAUCUACUCGAAGAACACAAGUGGGGGAUGUUUGCCGGAGAAAACCGUCAAAUCCAUGAAGGAUUUCCGAGAGCAACUAUCGAAGGCCUUCGAGGCAGCUGACUGUGCGCAUUUCCCGAAGACUGUUGUGGAGCGUUUGUGGAGCAUUGGCCCAAGAAAAUGUGGCGCAAAUAUCCUGCUAAAUCUCUCCGAUUUCCGGCACAAUAGCUUCUGGGAACCUCUUGGGGCAUUGAGCAACAAAUCUCUGGAUGAGAGUAGUUUGGACAAUAGCCUAGUCAGUGGUUUUCAAUUGGCCACACUGUCAGGACCACUGUGUGAGGAGCCCCUCUAUGGGGUCUGCUUCAUUCUUAUGAAUUGCAAAAUUGAGAACGAUGAUGGAGCGGCUGAGAGCAAUUUUGGCCCCAUUUCCGGUCAACUCAUGUCAGCCAUGAAGGAGGGAUGUCGUCGUGCCUUCCAGAAGCAACCACAGCGACUCGUAACACCCAUGUACAGCUGCAACAUUGUUGUCAAUGCUGAAGUUCUCGGGAAGUUGUACGCAGUAAUUGGACGUAGGAACGGGAGAAUCCUUUCCGGGGAUCUCACCGAAGGCAGUGAUAAUUUCUCCGUCACUGCAAUAAUUCCCGUGAUUGAAUCCUUCAAUUUUGCCCAAGAAAUUCGCAAGCAAACCUCAGGUCUUGCUUCACCGCAGCUACUCUUCAGUCAUUGGGAAAUCCUCGAUAUUGAUCCCUUCUGGGUGCCAUCGACAGAAGAGGAAUACCUCCAUUUUGGCGAGAAGGCAGAUACGGAGAAUCGCGCAAAGACCUACAUGGAUUCCGUUAGGAGGAGAAAGGGUCUUCCGGUGGAGGAGAAGAUUGUUGAACAUGCAGAAAAGCAGAGAACUCUGGGGAAGAAUAAAUAAGUAAGGAAGUUAUUUUUUAAAAAUAUUUUGUUGAGAAAUUAGAGAUAUUAUAUUUAAUAAUGAAAAUAAUUACUAUUUUUAUGUAAAAUAUAUAAAAUAAAUUAGCAGUAGGUUAAAGUU